AAAUACACACACGCACGUACACACAAACACACGCACGCACACAAACACACGCGCAUACACACACACAGUAUAUUGCGGUUAUUGUGAACUCAUUGAAUCGACUGAAAGCUUUGCUGGAAAGAGUUGUGCAGUUGUCUCCCUUAACACCAUUCACCAACAUCAAAUCACUCAAGGUCAAACCAUGGAAACUGCCCAGAUCUAUUAUUUUUUCAUGGACAACUCAACAGAUAGAAUCAUAUUCAGUUUUGUGGGCAUUCUCCUCAGCAUCUAUGCGCUUUAUGUAGAAAUCCGGAAAGAAGCAGAUCCAACUUUCAAAGCUGUUUGUGAUUUGGGUAACAAUGUUAGCUGUUCAAAAGUUUUGACAUCAAAAUAUGGACGAGGUUUUGGGAUUGUUGAAGCAUUGGUUGGAAAAGAAAAUUUCAUGAAUGUGAGAAACUGUAAUCUUGGAAUCCUCUUCUAUGCAGCACAGAUAAUCUUGAGUUUUUUUCCUGGUUAUAUACCAAUUUACAUGCUUUACUGGUCUGCUUUGAUCUCGGUGCUUGGCUGUGUAUAUUUGGCAUAUAUUCUUGUCUUUGUGCUCAAAGACCUCUGUAUCUUGUGUAUGGCAACCUAUGUCAUCAAUGCAUGUAUUCUGGUUUUAAACUAUUCUGCCUACAACAAAAUGACUGUUUAAUCCCGUUUAACAAACAAUCAUGGCUCCCGAAACAAUCAAAGAAAGAAAUAAAGAUUUUGCAUAAUUGACA
Messenger RNA from Octopus sinensis (East Asian common octopus), 743 nucleotides. RefSeq names its product vitamin K epoxide reductase complex subunit 1-like protein 1. Lineage: Eukaryota; Metazoa; Mollusca; Cephalopoda; Octopoda; Octopodidae. The transcript has 4 exons. Gene Ontology annotation, biological process: vitamin K metabolic process; peptidyl-glutamic acid carboxylation. Gene Ontology annotation, molecular function: vitamin-K-epoxide reductase (warfarin-sensitive) activity. The record is from RefSeq and is a predicted model, not a curated record. The coding region runs from base 182 to 673 and encodes 163 amino acids.